CGAAGAAGUUGCGAGCGAAGUCGUCCGGUGGCGAGGCUAGGCGAACAAAUCUUGACAAAGUUUCUUUGUUAAUUCAUAAUACUAUCCUAUAUUCAUGUUUUUGCAACGUCAUAGUGAACGGUCAGUCUCCGCAAUUCGCCAGUUCGAUUUCCAUAAUCUAAAUCAUCCGUUUGACGUAGACACCGACUUUUAACGUUCCCAGUAACGAUGUUGAAGAGUAUCUUACUUCACGACGAUUUCACGGUUCAUACCCUCGCGUGACAGCCGCGUCGCGGUGACACACAACGGGCCCGGAUAAUGUAGAUGUACAGCUAGUGGAACAAGGCCUUUAGGAUAUAAUAUUUAAUGCCAUUGAAUGUGUCGGAUGCUCAUUGUCGUGGUGGCAUCCAAAGGACCAAAGGAUCAUAGAAUAAUUGGGGCAGAGUAAAGGCUGCAAAAUGACGAUUGCCACAAGGGGACAGGGAGUCGGGGUAGACCCUCCCGAAGGUCAGCAGCAAACUGCUCAGAUCCAUAGCCCACCAGGGCCUCAGCAAUUGGUCGAUGCCAUGUCUGGGCUUCAGUUGACAGAGAAUGUCGGACAGAGUGAAAUAUCUACCGAACCUCUUAACCCUGCAGAUGACAGUAAUGAAAGACGUAACGGCGAGCCUGACUUUCCCCGUUCUAAGCUAGCAAUGCUGGAUGAGAAAAUAUCUAGCCCUCGUUGGGUGGUUCCCGUGUUACCCGAACAAGAAUUAGAAUGCUUGAUGCAAGCCAGCAUUGAUUUAUGCCGCAAAAAAUUAGAUGUCCAAAGUGAAGCGUGCCAGCGCUUUUUUCGUGAAGGCUUGACAAUAUCAUUCACCAAAAUCUUGACUGACGACGCUGUGAAUAGCUGGAAGCUGAAUAUACAUAACUGUAUAAAUGCGAGCUGCGAACGUCUGGUGGAACUUUGUGUUCUCAAGCUGGACGAAGACUGGUUUCCUCUUCUGGACUUACUCGCAAUGGUGUUUAAUCCCAACAACAAAUUUCACACUUUCAAUGCAGCCAGAGCUUCUGAGACUGUGCCACAAGGUAGUAAUAUUCCAGAUGAAGAACUAUAUGCUCGGCCUACAUCCGACCCCAGAAGCCCUCGUGGUUGGCUUGUAGAUCUUAUAAAUAGGUUUGGAAGCCUGAAUGGAUUUGAAAUAUUACUCUCGAGGUUUCAAAGUGGGCGGAAUUUGACAGUGCCUGUGAUCCACGCUUUGAUCAAACCUUUCGGACAAUGUUACGAACUUUUGACUGUUCAUACAAUUAUCAAGUACCUGAUGCCCAUAGUGGAAAUGGUUCCAGUUAUAUUGGAUAAUUUAACAGAUGAAGAGUUGAAAAAGGAAGCCAAGAACGAAUCAAAAAAUGAUGCCAUCUCGGCAAUAAUCAAGGCCACUAAGUGUUUGGUGUCACGUGUGCCUCAGCCAGAUGAAAUGAUAAAGAAUUUAGAAAUAUUAAGACUAAAGAUGAUACUGAGACUUCUGCAAAUAUCUUCCUUCAAUGGAAAAAUGAACGCUUUAAACGAGGUUAAUAAAGUAAUUGCCAGUGUAAGCUACUAUCCCCAUCGGAAUCCAGGUCUUGACGAAGAAGAAUGGCUUACAGCAGAGAGAAUGGCGAAAUGGAUCAAAGACAACGGAGUGUUGGAAAUUGUUCUAAGAGAUUCUCUCCAUCAACCUCAGUAUGUAGAAAAACUGGAAAAGAUUCUUCGAUUUAUCAUCAAGGAGCGUGCAUUGACUGUCCAAGAUUUGGAUGCAGUAUGGGCUGCUCAGGCUGGCAAGCACGAGGCCAUAGUGAAAAAUGUUCAUGAUUUACUUGCCAAAUUGGCAUGGGACUUUAGUGCUGAUCAACUGGACCACUUAUUUGAGUGUUUUCAGUCGAGUUGGAAGACCGCGAACAAGAAGCAACGUGAAAAGCUAUUAGAACUAAUAAGACGACUCGCUGAGGAUGACAAGGAUGGCGUAAUGGCACAUAAGGUGCUCACUCUUUUCUGGAAUCUUGCGCACUCUGACGAGGUACCAACGGAAAUAAUGGACCAGGCAUUGAAUGCUCAUGUCAAAAUAUUAGAUUACUCUUGCUCCCAAGAGCGGGAUGCCCAAAAAACAAUAUGGCUUGACAAGUGUGUUGAGGAGUUAAAGAGCGGGGACAAAUGGGCUCUACCUGCUUUAAAACAGAUACGUGAAAUAUGUUGUCUCUAUGAGCCAAACCCAAAUAUGGGCGUUAGUCAGCGUAGUCACCACGUAUAUUACAGACAAGAAGUUAUAGAGCGUUUACAAAAUCAACACUCCGUUGUGAUACUUGUUACAAAUAGCUUAACGAAUUAUAUGGACAAAGUACGGCGCAUAGUAAAGGAGAAUUCAGAAAUCGAUGCCACUACGUUUAUGCCGGAUCGUCGUUACAAUCAUAUUGUUCAAGUCCAAGAAAGACUGAAUUUUUUGAGGUUCUUACUUAAGGAUGGCCAGUUGUGGUUAUGUGCAGAACAGGCUAAGCAAAUAUGGCAAUGUUUGGCGGAGCAAGCAGUAUUUGUUUCUGAUCGGGAAGCUUGUUUCAAAUGGUUUUCAAAGUUAAUGGGUGAAGAGCCUGAUCUUGACCCAGCAAUAAACAAAGACUUUUUUGAAAACAACAUACUUCAGUUGGAUCCUGCUCUCUUAACAGAGAGUGGUAUAAAGUGUUACGAAAGAUUUUUCAAAGCUGUCAACUCUAAGGAGGGUAAAUUGAAACUAAAAAGGCGGACAUUUUUGAUGGAUGAUGUUGAUCUCAUCGGCACAGAUUAUUUGUGGCGGGUAGUUACAAACAGUCCCGACGAGAUUGCAAAUCGUGGCAUUGAACUGCUCAAAGAAGUAAACACGAAUUUGGGGCCACGGCUGCAAGCUUCUGUUUUAGCAUUUCACGAAACUUACAUCGCCGAGUGUUUAGACAGGUUAAAGGCUCAUUACGAUACCGUAUCUGUAUUAAGUAAGGUAUACCUUGACAGUAAAGAAGAACGGGAAGACCAAGUGGCUAAUACAAUACAAAUGGAAGCGGUGAAAAUGUGCCGGGUGAUGAUGGUACUUCAAGAGUAUCUAAACGAGUGUGAUGCCGCCUUUCCAGGGGAGAGGAAAAUUCUACCGCUGCAUCGAGCAGUUCGUGGGAAGCAUUUAUCUUUGGUAAUUCGAUUCGCUAGUCCUGGUCGUAAUGUUGAUGACAUAGAUAUUUAUACACAUACCAAAGAUACACUUGCAUCCUUAAGGCGCCAAGUGCUACGAAGAAUCAAAGCUAGUGGUACCAACGUUAAACUAGAUUUGUUUAUCAACGGAGAACCUCUUGAGCAAGCCGAUGACAGAAAAUUACUUUGUCAACUGCCGCUGAGAGACAAAAUGUUGUUGUCAGCUAAAUUGAGUCAGGUCAAUAGCAACAUACCUAGUUCCCCUGAAAGUAGUUCUGAUAGCUCAACCAGUUCGCCUCAUCAUCCGUACGAUGGGCCAAAUUUGGAAGCAGAAAAUAAUCUACCUGGUGUGGUAAUCUCGCAGCGCCCUCAACAUGCUGUAUUUUUCUUCCAACUUUCUGACCUUGGGUGUAGCUUGCAAUAUCCCCAGCUUCGUGAUGGUGCUCGUAAUAUAUUGGCACUGGUACCCCCUGACACGUUAACAGUAGCUCGUCUUCAAUGGUUUUUCGGCCGUUACAGAGGCUCCGAUGAUGAUGUCUCUCAGAGUCAACACUGCAAUGAAGAAAACACCAAUGUUGAAUGCCUAUUUUUUGCUGCCAGUCCUAGCCAAGUCUUAUACAAUAUGAUGGUACUGUACGCACUUCUGAUGCCUGCACUAGACCCAAUGUCGGAUAGAGCUUUCGAAUUUCAAUACAAUUUCAUUAAAAGUGGUGAAGCUAGCGUCAUUCUAGACAUGCUCACCAAGAACAAAUUUCUUCCGAAUGCUGAUGAGUCAACGAAACGAGCCGCAUAUCUCACUGUUUUGAAAUUGUGCAAGUUAUUACUGACUGUAGUAGGAAAUGUGAUGGUGCGUGUUAUCGAUGAAGUAGUGCAGCAACAAUCGUCUAGCCCGGAAAAUCAUGAAAAUAACGAUAAUCACAACAGUGGCGUUCGCGGGCCAAUAGCUGUACUGAAACAGGCACUGCACAGUGUUCCAAAUCAAAAUACAGAGCAUAUGUUGCGAAGUGUUGCAGCAAAGUUAGCUCAGCAUCUCGCUGACCAGAUGUUGUCAGGGGGAACUGAGUCUGAUAGGUGUCGGCAGCUUUUUGUUCAGGCGUUAUCUUGGGACUUACCAGACAUUGCAACUAUACGUGCAAUUGUACGGUUGGCUUGGGCUUCGUCUACCGGAAAUUUGACCAACGUUAAUGCCUCCACAGAGGUAUUACAUGCAGUGCAUGAGACCUGUCAGAAAGAGCAGAGGAAACCAGAUGUUGAGGAUGAACUAGUAUGUAAGGAAGCAUUGGAAGUAUUAGCAAUAGCGUUGGUGCUUAAUCCCAGUGCACUCGAAAAUCUCACAAGACAUGAGAUGUGGCAAACGUUCUUGAUAGAUCUUGUUCUGCUGAGUGUAUCGCGGGAAGUGAGGGUAGCUGCUGCUGAUCAAUUUCUACUGAUAUCCACCUGGUGCAGCGUUGGUCACCAACAACUCCAAUUUACCAUCACUCUCCUCUUUAGUGUUCUCAAUACAACGGUGGUAGAAUAUGCAAAACAAAGCCACGAAUACUUUCAGCUUCUCUGCAGAUUGUUGAACUAUGCCCAUGUGGCGGGGUGUCCAUUAGCUACCGCCGAAACCCUGCUGAAUGACGAAAUUACUUGGUUAAAGAAAGUAAGGGACAAAGUUAGGGAGACCGGGGAAAGUCAGACUGAAGAAGCUGUUCUUGAAGGUCAUCUUGGCCUGGCCAAGGAAUUACUGUCUUUUUUACCACCAGGUAAAAAGUACGAGUUGGGCUCGGAUGAGAAACGUGGUGUUAAUCUAAUAAAGGAGUUGGUGGAAGACUUUGUAUUUCCGGCUUCAAGGCUGAUGCUUCAGCUCUGCGGUACGGGUGAACUUUGUUCACCACAGACAUCACCUGUUUGCUCAAGUCCACUGUCUACAAGUGCUGCGUUGGAUCUGCUCGUCGGUCUCUGUGUAGGCUGUGUGCCAAACAUGAAACUUCUAGUCACUAUGCUUACAGACAUGUUUUAUUCGGAAAGAGACGAGCCACUCGUUGAAUGGGACUACCUGCCACCAGUAGGGCCAAGGCCCACUAAGGGGUUUGUAGGCUUGAAAAACGCUGGGGCUACAUGCUACAUGAAUUCAGUGCUACAACAGUUGUACAUGGUAGAAAGCAUAAGGGUGGGUCUUUUGGCGGCUGAAGGCGCUGCGACCGACGUAAAUGAAGACUUUUCUGGCGAGGAGAGGACAGAAGGGGAACAAACUGUUGAGGCAAAUGACAAUGACACAAAUGAGGAGAAAUGCGGUGCCGAUGAGUCCAGGAAAGAGUACAACGUUGGCAUUCUCAAACAUGUCCAAGCAAUAUUUGGUCAUCUGGCUUACAGCAAACUUCAGUACUAUAUACCCCGUGGCCUAUGGAAACAUUUCAAACUUCAGGGUGAGCCUGUCAAUCUGAGGGAACAGCAAGAUGCAGUCGAGUUCUUUAUGAGUUUAGUAGAGAGUUUAGACGAAGCGCUUAAAGCACUCGGACACGAACAGAUCAUGGGCAAAAUAUUAGGUGGUUCGUACAGUGAUCAGAAGAUCUGCAAGGGUUGUCCUCACAGGUACUCAAAAGAGGAGCCGUUCAGUGUGAUUAGCGUAGAUAUCAGAAAUCAUAGCAAUUUGCUCGACUCUUUAGAACAGUAUGUUAAAGGUGAGCUUCUUGAGGGAGCUGACGCAUACCAUUGUGACAAAUGCAACAAAAAGGUUGUAACUGUCAAACGGUUAUGCGUAAAAAAGCUUCCACCAAUAUUGGCAAUUCAAUUGAAGAGAUUCGAAUAUGACUUCGAAAGGGUUUGUGCGAUCAAGUUCAACGACUACUUUGAGUUCCCAAGAGAUUUAGAUAUGGAGCCAUAUACGGUUUCGGGACUUGCUAAGUUAGAGGGUGAGGUAAUUGAUUGCGACUUUGAGGAAGCAAAUAGAGGAACUUGUACCAAGUAUCAGUUGAGUGGAAUAGUUGUUCACAGUGGGCAGGCAAGCGGUGGUCAUUACUACUCAUACGUUUUACACAGGCAAAAUGAUGGGACUGCAAAAUGGUACAAAUUUGAUGACGGUGAAGUAACUGAAUGCAAAAUGGAAGAAGAAGAAGAGAUGAAAACUCAGUGUUUUGGUGGUGAUUACAUGGGUGAAGUGUUUGAUCAUAUGCUCAAACGAAUGAGUUACAGAAGACAAAAACGAUGGUGGAAUGCAUAUAUGCUUUUUUACACAAGACUGGAUGUUGAAGAAAAUUCUCUGAUGAAAAGCGUCAACGAGUUGUCCCUCUAUACAAAGCUCGGUGUGAUGAAGAUGCCACCUGCGAUUGAAUAUAGUGUCAGGAAGCAGAACAUUAAGUUUAUGCACAAUCGGAAUCAAUUUAGUGCUGAAUAUUUUCAAUUCAUAAGAAAGUUGGUAUUCUGCAAUCCACACACAGUAAAUCGGCUGAACAUGAAUGACAGACUUAGCCCUGAAUCAGAGGAACUGGCGAUGCUCUCUGUGCAGUUAGCAUCACGAUUUUUAUUUUAUACCGGUUUUCACACAAAGAAAACUCUUAGAGGAGCUGCCACGGACUGGUAUGACAUUCUCUGUCAUCAUCUGCGUGGUAGUAAGGCAGUUCGUUCGUGGUUUGCCCACAACGUCCUCUUCAACCACCCCCACAGAUUCUGUGAAUACCUACUAAGCUGUCCUAGUACUGAGGUACGAACAGCUUUCCUGAAGAUAUUGGUAUUUCUCGCUCAUUUUUCACUGCAGGAUGGUCCCUGCGUGCCACCUAGUCUUAAUGCGCCAACGAUACUGUUGGAUCCUACGGCAACUCUCAGCGACCACCUCUUACACGCAGUUUUAUCAUUACUUCAUCGCGAGGUCUCUGAUCAUGGCCGUUACCUACCCCAUUAUUUCUCUCUAUUUCAUAUGUAUGCAAGCCUGGGUCUUGCGGAAAAAGCACAGCUGCUUAAGCUGAACGUGCCGGUAACGUUCAUGUUGGUAGCAAUAGAUGAAGGACCUGGACCUACAAUAAAAUAUCAGUAUCCCGAACUGACAAAGCUGCAUCAAGUUGUAAGUAUGUUACUACGAUGCUGUGAUGUAUCAUCCAGGACGCAGUCGAGUUAUACUGCAGCUCCAUUGCCAAAUCCAUAUGGUGAGCCAUCGUGCCAGCCAGACUACCUUAUGCCAAUACAGCCACAGGCGGCCGAGAUACUCUUCGUCAGAACAAGUUACAUGAAGAAACUUAUUGAGGAUGCAAAUGUUACCGAAGAUACAGUAAAACUUCUACAGUACUGUUGCUGGGAAAAUCCACAUCUUUCUAGGACUGUACUCAGCGAAUUGUUAUGGCAAAUUGGCUUUGCCUACACUCACGAGUUGAGGCAUCACACAGAUCUUUUACUUGCCAUGUUACUCAUUGAAGACUCAUGGCAAACUCAUCGUGUUCACAAUGCUUUGAAAGGAGUACCUGAAGAAAGAGAGGGCCUUUUCGAGACCAUACAACGUAGCAAGAAUCACUAUCAAAAACGAGCUUACCAAUGCAUUAAAUGUAUGGUUCAGUUGUUCAGUAAAUGCGGACCAGCACAUCAGCUCUUACACCUUAAUCCAGAAUUGAAACGAAAGUGGACGCUUGCUAUCAGAUGGUUACAAGAAGAACUUGACAAGAGACCGUAUACAUCAAAUGCGCAGUAUGCUUAUAAUAAUUGGUCACCACCUGCCCAGUCCAAUGAAUCAACGAAUGGUUACUUUUUGGAGCGUAGCAAUAGCGCUAAGAAGACACUUGAGCAAGCAUACGAAUUGUGCCCUGAUGACGGACAAGAGGUUGAAGAUGCCAGCGAAGAAGCCACUGAUGAUGCAGAAAGAUAUGCACAACAGCAGCAGCAGCAGCAGCAGCAACAGCAGCAGCAGCAGCAGCAGCAGCAGCAGCAGCAGCAGCAGCAACAGCAGCAGCAACAGCAACAGCAGUACGUGCAACUAUCACAACUGGCACAACUAUCGCAUGACUUGCAAACUCCACGAAAUGCUGUUAGAAGGAGGCAUGGAAAAAAAUUGAAUUGGGCCCGUCACUAUGAACCUGAAACUGAACGUGAACUGGAUGAUGAGUUGAGGCAAUGUGUUCUGCGACAACGACAACAGCAGCCACUGCAGCAACAACAACCACAACAACAGCAGCAACAACAACUACCACAACAAGACCAGCAACAACAACUACUGCAGCAGCAGCAGCAACAGCCACAACAUGACCCUCAGCCACUCCAUCCAGAAUCAGAAUCUUCAUCACCAACUCAUUCACUUCGAAGUACUGUAUCGAUUGUGAGGUCGGCGUCACCGAUCCCCCAGAAUGGUGACCCUCCCCAAGGCUCAAGCCAGGAUCCAUAAUGGACCAUUAGUGACGGCGGUGGAUCCAUUCAUUUACGAACGCUUCGAUAUUGCAUUAAUCUUGCACCAGAUGCACAGUGCCGAAUGAAUAGAAUCACUUCAUUCUUACAUAUAGUUGAAGCAAACCUUAUAAGUCUGCUUUUCCGAAUGGAGUGUUGGUUGAUGUUGUUUAUACCAAGUUACAUUGUUCUCGGACAUUUUGAUACGUGCAUGGAAAGCGUCGUAUGUCAAGCUGGGACAAGUCCACAAUACGACCGAUUCCAGUAAUCAACUAUAUCAAUAAUAAUUACAAUACAUUGGUAGUUAAAAACGAGGGAUGUAUCGUGGUCAAGAGAUUGACAAGUUUGUAUAAAUGUAUAGUGCGGUUAAUAUUGUUGGAUCCCGUUUCUAACCAUCAAGAAUACAAAGACAUGAUAGAAUGAUGAAACGGCAAGUGGAAAAAAAAACAGAAAGAGAAUGUGGAGGAAAAAAGGGAAAGGAAGAUAUCGAGAAUCAGAAAUAAGGAGCGAAAGAAAUAGUAACAAUGAGAUAAAAAGGAAGAAA
This is a messenger RNA of Neodiprion virginianus, 9029 nucleotides long. RefSeq names its product probable ubiquitin carboxyl-terminal hydrolase FAF-X (gene faf). The record is from RefSeq and is a predicted model, not a curated record. The transcript is spliced from 33 exons. Gene Ontology annotation, biological process: cell migration; protein deubiquitination. Gene Ontology annotation, cellular component: nucleus; cytosol. Bases 438 to 8486 code for a protein of 2682 amino acids. NCBI's taxonomy places the organism in Eukaryota, Metazoa, Arthropoda, Insecta, Hymenoptera, Diprionidae. Gene Ontology annotation, molecular function: cysteine-type deubiquitinase activity; cysteine-type endopeptidase activity.